Molecule: messenger RNA, 2952 nt
Organism: Chenopodium quinoa (quinoa)
Lineage: Eukaryota; Viridiplantae; Streptophyta; Magnoliopsida; Caryophyllales; Amaranthaceae
Exons: 3
Coding region: 537-2459 (640 amino acids)
Source: RefSeq, a predicted model, not a curated record
UUACAAAUAAAGUGUAUAUUAUUUUUAGGGUAUUUUCAUUUUUACCACCUUCAAAUAAUGACUUUGUCGAAUUUACCACCUCCAAAAAAAAACAUUUACUUUACCACCUCAUAAAAAAAUUAAACAUCAGUUUUACCACCUCAUCUGAGCUCAGGUGACGGAAAACGCUUGUGGGGCCCAGUUAACUGUCACUUCCCUCCAAUUUAAUUCUUUUAAAAUCGAUUUCCCUCUGUCUCCUCCUUUUCUCACCUUCCACCUUCCAUAAUCAAUGUCUCACCAAAUUUCUCACUUCCUCAUCAAUUUUCGUCUCUUUCUCCUUUGAUUUUUCUUGAUUCUCACUGUAACUGCUUCUCUCUCCUUUGAUUUUUCUCUUUCUCUCUGUAAAAACUGAAACCCUAGAUCAAUUUGGGUGGUUGAAAUCGAGCUGGAACCACAAAAUUGCAACACAUCAGCUUCUCUUGUCAUCUUCCACAGGGUGAGGGGACCAAAAGCUUGGUAAUUUGCUGACAGAAAUCGAGAUUCCUGACUACAAGAGAAUGGACACAGUGGACUUAAAAAUUACAGUAGGGGGUGCCUUUAUACCUUCUUUAGCUGGUAAAAAUAGAAGGGUGUUAACUUGGGAUGGUGGGUGGGUUUAUUGGAUGAGAAAAGUGGAAAAAAAUAAGAUAGAUGUACACUUUUUGAGGCAAGCAGCUAUACAUGGGUUUGUGUAUGUGAAUGUGAAGGUUCCUAGGGGGUUUAGUUGCUGGUAUAAACAAAAGGGCAAGUCUUGGGUGAAUGGUAAAAGGGAGCUUGUUGAUGGUGAGGUGAAUGGUUUCCUAGAGUCUAUGAACAAAGAGGGGGCAUGUGAGAUGUAUGUUACCAGUCAUGAGCCAAUUGAAGGGACUAAAAAAACACCCUUCAAAUGUAUAGCUGGGAAUGAGCUAACCCCUGCACAAAGGAAGGAACUGAAAAAGAGGUUUGGUGGGCCUAAAGUAUAUAAACCCAGCCCAGAACUUAGUAAGCCCACUGAAGAAGAGCCAUUUAGGAGAAGCCCUAGGUUAAAAGGCAUUGUUAUACAUGACAGAGAGGCUGAGGAGAGGCUUCCUAGGGCAGAGAAAGUGAAUGCUAAUACACAUAAAGGGAAGGGUAAACUCACUGCUGCAGAUAAGGGUAAGGCUAAGGUUGGGGAUGAGACUGGAAAUUUUGCUAAUUUAGUGAGAAAAAUAAAAGAAAGAGUGAGGAGCUUAAGGGAUGACAGUGAUGUGUUUAGUGAUGAGGAUGAUGAUACAGAGUCUUCUGAUUCUGAGUUGAGUGAUUUUGAGUUAGAAGUUGAUGAGGGAGAGGAGGACUUAUACUCUGAUGAUGAUGAACAGUGGUUGAAGAAAAAUUUAGACCAUAUUAACAGUGAGGUGAAAGGCAGUUUGAGGGGAGUUACUGAAGGAGGGGAUCAAAGUGAUGAUGAGGACACAGGGUUUGACAUAGAAAGAAAUCUACAGAAAAUUGAAGUGAGGGUUGAAGAGGAGGCAGCUUGUGAUUCUGAUGAGCUAAAGAGUGUGGAAGGUGAUUCAGAUGAUGAUCAGGGUAGUGUUACUUGGUUUAACCCUGAGACAGACUUUGAAAGGGCUAUCAAAUUUGUAGUUGGUCAAAGGUUCAGUGAUGUGCAAACAAUGAGAAAAGCUUUGAGACAACAUGCAAUUGAAAAUAGGUAUGAGUAUUACCUUCUUCACAAUGAUUCAAAGAGGCUAACAGCAUAUUGCAAAAGGAAAUGCAAGUGUGUGUAUAACAAGAACAGUUGUAGGAUAGUGAAGUGUACAUGUAGUAAGGGUGUUAGGUGUAGGUUCAAGUUUUAUGCAACAAGGCUUGUGAAAUCAGAGGCUUGGCAAAUUAAGACACUAAGGCUGAAGCAUAGGUGUGUUAGGAGUAAAAUGAACAACAAGGUGACAGCAGAGUUCCUUGCUGACAGGUACUUGGAGGAGUUCAGGGGCAACCCCAGAUGGAAGAUUAAACAGAUUCAGGACAGGGCCUUGAAUGACUUGGGGAUCAAAAUUACAUACUCCAAGGCUUGGUUGGCUAGAAGCAGGGCAAAGCUUAUAAUAUAUGGCUCUUCAUCAGAGCAAUACUCAAAGGUUUGGGACUAUGGGAAGGCACUGCUGAAAUGGAACCCAGGGAGUGAGUGUAAUGUGGUGGUGGAUGAUAUUAAUCAAAUUGAAAGACCAAUUUUUAUGAGGAUGUUUGUGUGCUUAGCUGCACUUAGGGAUGGAUUCAUUUCUGGUUGCAGACCAGUAAUUGGGGUGGAUGGGUGCCAUCUAAAAGGGGCAUACCCUGGGCAGAUCUUGGUUGCAGUUGGAAAAGAUGGCAAUAAUUCCAUCUUCCCAAUUGCUUGGGCAACUGCAGAGAUUGAGAACAAGGACAGCUGGUGCUGGUUUCUGGAGAGCUUGCUCAAGGCACUUUGUGUGUAUGACAAGGAGAUGGCUUGACUUUUAUGUCUGACAGACAGAAAGGUCUCAUAGAAGCAUUUGCAGAUGUGGCCCCCAAAGCUGAGCUCAGAUUUUGUGUGAGGCAUAUUUGGUCAAAUUUCAAACUGAAAUUUCAUGGUGCAACUUUCAAGGAAUUGUUCUGGGCUGCUGCUAGGGCAAGCACUCUGGUAAGCUUCUAUUUAGGUUCUUUUAUGUCAGUUUUAUGGUGAACUAUAAUGUAUGCUAGGAACAUUUAGUUUUGCACAUAUUUGCAUGUCUUUCUAUUUUGUGAAAACUGUAUGCCAUGUGUCUAUGUUGUGUUGAAUGGUUGUCAUGUGUGUGGUUGUAUCAGUUUGAGUUUGAAGUUGCUAUGGAAAGUAUCAAUUUUUUGGAUGAAGAAGCAUACCAGUGGCUGUCAAACAUUGACCCCCAGCACUGGUCAAGGCAUGCUUUCUCUACAAACUGCAAGUCUAACAUGUUGUUAAACAACAUGUGUGAGACAUUUAAUGCAGUG